AUGGCGCUGCUGCCCCGGGCGCUGAGCGUGGGCGCGGCCCCGAGCCUGCGGCGGGCGGCGCGCGCGCUCACCUGCGCCAUGGCGAGUCCUGGCGAGCUGCAGUCCCCGGCCACCGCCGCCGCCUCCUUCGACUACCUGGUGAUCGGCGGCGGCUCGGGAGGGCUGGCCAGCGCGCGGCGGGCGGCGGAGCUCGGCGCCAGGGCCGCGGUGGUGGAGAGUCACAAGCUGGGUGGCACUUGCGUGAAUGUGGGAUGUGUCCCCAAAAAGGUGAUGUGGAACACAGCUGUCCACUCAGAAUUCAUGCACGAUCAUACGGAUUAUGGCUUUCAGAGUUGUGAGAGUAAAUUCAAUUGGCAUGUCAUCAAGGAGAAGCGUGAUGCCUACGUGAGCCGCCUGAACACCAUCUACCAAAACAACUUAACCAAGUCCCACAUAGAGAUCAUCCACGGCUAUGCAACAUUUACAGAUGAUCCUCAGCCCACAGUCGAAGUCAAUGGACAAAAGUAUACCGCACCUCAUAUCCUGAUUGCCACAGGUGGCGUGCCCACAGUUCCUCGUGAGAGCCAGAUCCCAGGUGCCAGCCUGGGAAUAACCAGUGACGGGUUUUUUCAGCUGGAAGACCUGCCUAGCCGCAGUGUCAUUGUGGGUGCGGGUUACAUUGCCGUGGAGAUAGCUGGCAUCCUCUCCGCCCUGGGCUCCAGGACAUCUCUUCUGAUAAGACAUGAUAAGGUUCUUAGAAACUUUGAUUCCCUCAUCAGUUCCAACUGCACUGAGGAGCUGGAGAAUGCUGGCGUGGAGGUGCUCAAGUUCUCACAGGUUAAGGAAGUAAAAAAGACACCAUCUGGCUUGGAACUCCAAGUGGUUACUGCGGUUCCUAGUAGGAAACCCACCACGACCGUGAUUCCAGAUGUUGACUGCCUGCUCUGGGCCAUCGGACGGGACCCAAAUUCCAGGGGCCUGAAUCUAAAUAAAGUGGGGAUUCAGACGGAUGAAAAAGGUCAUAUCAUCGUAGACGAAUUCCAGAAUACCAGUGUCAAAGGCAUCUAUGCUGUGGGAGAUGUCUGUGGGAGAGCGCUUCUCACCCCAGUUGCCAUAGCUGCGGGCCGGAAACUGGCCCACAGGCUUUUUGAAUGCAAAGAAGACUCCAAGUUAGACUAUGACAACAUCCCUACCGUGGUCUUCAGCCACCCCCCCAUUGGGACAGUGGGGCUCACUGAAGAUGAAGCCAUUCAUAAAUACGGAAAAGAUAAUGUGAAAAUCUACUCAACUGCCUUUACCCCGAUGUAUCAUGCUGUGACUACAAGGAAGACAAAAUGCGUGAUGAAAAUGGUCUGUGCCAACCAAGAGGAAAAGGUGGUUGGGAUCCACAUGCAGGGAAUUGGGUGUGAUGAAAUGCUCCAGGGCUUCGCUGUGGCGGUGAAAAUGGGGGCCACCAAGGCCGACUUUGACAACACGGUUGCCAUUCACCCUACCUCUUCAGAAGAGCUGGUCACACUCCGCUGAGAGCCCAGGGACUUGUCUGGGUGGCAGAUGGACCAGUAGACCUCUGAGAUGAACCGAUGUAUCAAGUUUACUUCCUGCUCCAGCUUUAUAUAUUUUCUUUAUUUUAAUCAGGAUCUUCUGAUAGUGAAAAAAAAAAAAAAAGAACUUAUUUAUCUAAUC
Peromyscus eremicus (cactus mouse) is the source of this 1662-nucleotide messenger RNA. It is a transcript of the gene Gsr, whose product is annotated as glutathione-disulfide reductase. Gene Ontology annotation, molecular function: NADP binding; flavin adenine dinucleotide binding; glutathione-disulfide reductase (NADPH) activity. Bases 1 to 1503 code for a protein of 500 amino acids. The transcript is spliced from 13 exons. Gene Ontology annotation, cellular component: cytosol; mitochondrion. The record is from RefSeq and is a predicted model, not a curated record. Lineage: Eukaryota; Metazoa; Chordata; Mammalia; Rodentia; Cricetidae. Gene Ontology annotation, biological process: cellular response to oxidative stress; glutathione metabolic process; cell redox homeostasis.